CAAAAAGGACCCGUUUUUGUAGCAGAUGUACUCAUCACCAUUACCCGAAUGAAAAACCCCGGACUCGGGUUUAUACACAACCAGCUCUUCUGCAUACAAAGCUUAAAAUCGAAUUCGUACGACUGCAAGAACUCUCAAAGCUCUGUGUUUCUUUUCCUCAACCUCAAGCAAGGCAAAAGCACAAACACAAUCUCAAAAUCCACACCUCUCUUUCUCUCUGUCGAUCUCUCCAAACACCUAUCAAUCAUGCUAAAAGUGAAUGUAAAAUGGCAAAAGGAGGUCUUUCCAAAGGUGGAGAUCGAUACAAGCCUGCCCCCCUAUGUUUUCAAGUGCCAAUUGUAUGAUCUGACAGGAGUGCCCCCUGAGAGGCAAAAGAUUAUGGUUAAAGGUGGUUUAUUGAAGGAUGAUGCUGAUUGGGCAACGCUAGGAGUGAAGGAGGGUCAAAAAUUGAUGAUGAUGGGAACUGCAGAUGAGAUUGUGAAGGCCCCAGAGAAGGGCCCUGUUUUCAUGGAGGAUCUUCCAGAAGAAGAACAAGUGGUUGCUGUGGGUCAUACUGCUGGCCUAUUUAAUCUGGGAAACACCUGUUACAUGAACUCCACGAUACAAUGUUUGCAUUCUGUUCCAGAAUUGAAGUCUGCUUUACUCAAGUAUCCAUCUGAAAAGAGAAAUGAUUUGGAUCAGACAUCUCAUAUGUUGACAGCUGCAACUCGAGAACUGUUUAAUGAGCUUGAUAAAAGUGUUAAGCCUGUGGCACCUAUGCAGUUUUGGAUGGUGUUACGCAAAAAGUAUCCACAAUUUGGCCAAUUGCAUAAUGGUGUAUUCAUGCAGCAGGAUGCUGAAGAGUGUUGGACACAACUUUUAUACACUCUUUCACAGUCUCUUAGAUCAUCAAGUCCCAGUGAAAAUUUGGAUACAACGAAGGCACUUUUUGGAAUCGAACUUGUAAGCAGAAUCCAUUGCCAAGAAAGUGGUGAAGAGAGCUCAGAGACAGAAUCAGUUUAUUCACUUAAAUGCCACAUAUCGCAGGAGGUGAACCAUUUGCAUGAAGGACUAAAGCAUGGUCUGAAAUCUGAGUUGGAGAAGGCCUCCCCUUCCUUAGGGCGUAGUGCAAUUUACUUGAAAGAAUCUCGCAUCAAUGCCUUGCCAAGGUACUUGACUGUUCAGUUUGUUCGUUUUUUCUGGAAGAGGGAGUCAAAUCAGAAGGCCAAGAUUUUGCGGAAAGUGGAUUACCCAUUGGAGCUAGAUAUCUAUGAUUUCUGUUCAGAUGAUCUCCGCAAAAAAUUGGAGGCACCCCGCCAGAUUUUAAGAGAUGCAGAAGGUAAGAAGCUUGGCCUGAAAGCAAAUGAGAAGAGCUCUGGCUCAAAAGACAAUGAUAUCAAGAUGACUGACGCAGAGGGAUCAUCCAAUGGAAGCGGAGAAUGUUUUAAGGCUACCUCCAAAGAAGGUGGUUCAUCUGACAAAGAAUCACAUUUGACUGGAAUAUAUGAUUUGGUUGCUGUGCUGACCCAUAAGGGGAGGAGUGCUGAUUCAGGGCAUUAUGUUGCCUGGGUAAAGCAAGAAAAUGGGAAAUGGAUCGAGUAUGAUGAUGAUAAUUCCAUCCCACAGCGGGAGGAGGAUAUUACUAAAUUAUCUGGAGGAGGUGACUGGCAUAUGGCUUAUAUUUGUAUGUACAAGGCGCGUGCUGUCCCCAUGUAAUCUGAUUUUAUUAUCAUUAUUGUUUUCUUUCGAUUCAAUUCACACAGGGACGUUUUCUGUAGAUUCAAAUUAUGAAAUGGGCAAUAGAUUUGCAUUUGUUACACUAUAGGAACUGUCACAUGCGUGCAAGUUUUCGAUGGUUUGAUUUCAUUUUCUAAUAAUGUGGCAUUUCUUCUUA
Hevea brasiliensis (rubber tree) is the source of this 1873-nucleotide messenger RNA. RefSeq names its product ubiquitin carboxyl-terminal hydrolase 7. Gene Ontology annotation, biological process: protein deubiquitination; proteasome-mediated ubiquitin-dependent protein catabolic process; regulation of proteasomal protein catabolic process. Bases 49 to 1695 code for a protein of 548 amino acids. Gene Ontology annotation, molecular function: protein binding; proteasome binding; cysteine-type deubiquitinase activity. Lineage: Eukaryota; Viridiplantae; Streptophyta; Magnoliopsida; Malpighiales; Euphorbiaceae. The transcript has 18 exons. The record is from RefSeq and is a predicted model, not a curated record.